Calliphora vicina (urban bluebottle blowfly) is the source of this 1014-nucleotide messenger RNA. RefSeq names its product lectin subunit alpha-like. The transcript is spliced from 2 exons. The record is from RefSeq and is a predicted model, not a curated record. Lineage: Eukaryota; Metazoa; Arthropoda; Insecta; Diptera; Calliphoridae. Bases 67 to 867 code for a protein of 266 amino acids.
AUCAUUUAUACAGUAAUCGUGAAUUUAUUAAUUUUUCGAAUAAAUCGAAUCCAUGCCAUCGGCUGCAUGCAUACAUCAUAUGCAAAUAAUAAGUUUUAUAUAGAUUUGGAGCUACAGUACACUUGGUUUGAAAGUCUAGCUGCCUGCUUAAAAAUGAACAUGACUUUGGUGGAUAUUGAUACAAAUGCAAAAAUCAGAGAAGUGAGUCUGACAAUCAAUGAUAUACAAAAAAAUAAUAAUAAUAAUAAUAUUGGUGAUGACUAUUAUGUCUGGAUUGGUGCAGUUCGAAAACAACUUCCGAAAAAUCAUUUUGUUUGGCUUCCAAAUGGCGAAAAAUAUGUUUUCAACAAUAAGUUUAACAAUAAACCUGAUUUCCAAGACAGUAGUGACUACUGUGUUGAAUUGAGAGUGUCGCCGAACUGGAAAUGGCGUGACAACUCCUGUUCAUUAAAGAAUGGUUUCGUUUGUGAAUACAGUACAGGCAGCAAACAUCAAGAGCAACUGCAGUUAUUGGAAGGGCCAAAACUAAAAACUCGCAAAGAACUAGAGGAGCUUUUACAAAAAGAAUUAGAGCAGAAUCAACAGUUACAGCAAGAUCUUAAAAAUCAACAAGAGGAAUAUCGCCUGCAGUUACAAAAACUUGUAGUUCAAAAUUUUGAGACGCAAGGUAAACUUAUACAGGCUUUACAGGAUAAGUUAGAUCUGAAAGAUGAACUAAAACUGCAACAUGAUUUACAACAUCAACUUCAGCAACAGACGCAACAACUUAAAGAACAAAAAUUAAAACUUGAAACGGAUUUACAAGCAGAAAUAAUUAAACAGGAGAAUCGAAAGCAACAAGAGACGAAAGAACGGGAGAAAUCAUAAUUCUAAAAUACAAAAAAAAACAAUUACAGGCUACUGGAGCAGUGAAAUUUCAUAAUUUCAGAAAAACACAUAUAGAGUAAAUACAUUAAGUAUUACAAAUUUGAACUUUUUUAUGUUUUUAACAAAUAAAUACAGAAUACAUAAAAA